AUGGGACAGUCCAUCACCACCCCUUUGAGUUUGACUUUGCAGCACUGGCGGGAUGUCCAAGCCACCGCGAAAAAUCAGUCCGUGGACAUCCGCAAGAUGCGAUGGGUUACAUUCUGUACAUCGGAAUGGCCCGCCUUCAACGUUGGAUGGCCGCGGGACGGGACUUUUGACCUUAACAAAAAGAAACCGCCAGAGUCUAAGACAAAGCCAGGCCCACGGGUUUUGCCUCCAGGAGACGAUCUCCUGAUGGACCUGCUCACAGAAGAGCCACCUCCAUACCAGGACUCUGGCGAGGCGGAAUCGGCAGGCCCCCCAGAGGACGAAGAAACUGGAGAGGGCUCUGACCUCUACAACUGGAAAAAUAAUAACCCCCCCUUCUCUAAAGAUCCCUCCAUGAUAACUUCUUUGAUUGAGUCUAUUCUAGUCACCCAUCAGCCCACCUGGGAUGAUAGCCAGCAACUCCUGCAGGCGCUUCUAACGACAGAAGAGAAGCAGAGAGUCCUCCUAGAGGCAUGAAAGAAUGUCAGGGGGGCUAAUGGCCGCCCUACUCAGCUACCUAAUGGAAUUGAUGUGGCGUUUCCCCUAGAACGUCCGGAUUGGGAUUUCACUAUGGACGAAGGUAGGAACCACCUAAUCCUCUAUCGUCAGUUGCUCAUAGUUGGUCUCCAUGGGGCUGCUAGGCGCCCAACCAAUUUGGCUCAGGUAAAGCAGAUUAUCCAGGGCUCCGAGGAAACCCCUUCCGCCUUUCUAGAACAACUUAAGGAAGCUUACCGCAUUUAUACUCCUUAUGAUCCAGAGGAUCCAGGGCUAGAAACAAAUGUUUCCAUGUCCUUUAUUUGGCAGUCAGCUCCAGACAUUAAGAGAAAAUUGGAACGAUUAGAUAACCUGAAGGAGAGUUCACUCCAGGAUUUAUUGAAAGAGGCAGAGAGGAUUUUUAACAAGAGAGAGACACAAGAGGAGAGGGAUGAACAGCUUAGAAAGGAAGCCGAGGAGAGAGACGAAAGACUAAGAAAGGAAGCUGAGGAGAGAGAAAAUAUAAGAGACCGUAAGAGGAAUAGAGAGAUUAGCAAGCUUUUGGCCACUGUAGUUUCAGGACAGAGGCAGGAUAGACGGGGGAACAGAAGGGGCCCCCCCGUGGACAAGGAUCAAUGCGCCUACUGCAAGGAAAAAGGACAUUGGGUCAAAGAUUGCCCCAAGAGACCCAGGGGACCUCGAAAACCGAGACCCCAAACCUCCCUUUUGACCUUGGAUGACUAGGGAGGUCGGGGUCAGGAGCCCCCCCCUGAGCCCAGGAUAACCCUUAAUGUCGGGGGGCAGCCAGUCACCUUCUUAAUAGACACCGGGGCUCAGCAUUCUGUGCUGACCCAGAACCCCGGGCCCCUGAGCGACAAGUCUGCUUGGGUCCAAGGAGCUACCGGUGGAAAGAGGUACCGAUGGACAACUGACUGCAAAGUUCAUCUGGCUACUGGUAAGGUGACUCACUCUUUUCUUCAUGUCCCUGACUGCCCACACCCACUAUUAGGAAGAGACUUGCUCACAAAAUUAAAAGCCCAAAUACACUUUGAAAAUUCGGGAGUGCAGAUCACCGGGCCCCAAGGGCAGCCCCUGCACGUGCUGACCCUAAAUUUGGAAGAUGAAUACCGGUUCCACGAACCACCCACAGAACCUGAUCCCUUAACAGAGACCUCUUGGCUGACAGAAUUCCCUCAAGCAUGGGCAGAGACUGGGGGUAUGGGACUGGCCAAACAACAAGCCCCCCUAGUUAUAUCUUUAAAGGCUACAGCCACCCCCAUUUCGAUCAAACAAUAUCCCACGUCACAUGAAGUCAGAGAAGGAAUUAGACCUCACAUACGGAGACUCUUGGACCAGGGAAUAUUGGUACCUUGCCAGUCCCCCUGGAAUACUCCCUUAUUGCCUGUCAAAAAACCUGGAACGGGGGAUUACAGGCCAGUCCAAGACCUAAGGGAAGUCAACAAGCGGGUGGAGGACUUACACCCCACAGUGCCUAACCCCUAUAAUUUGUUGAGCGGACUCUCCCCGACCUAUAACUGGUAUACAGUAUUGGAUUAAAAAGAUGUAUUCUUCUGUCUUAGACUUCACCCUAGAAGUCAGCCUAUAUUUGCCUUCGAAUGGAAGGACCCUGACUUGGGGAUUUCGGGAUAGUUAACUUGGACUAGGCUUCCACAAGGGUACAAAAAUAGCCCCACCCUGUUCGAUGAAGCAUUACAUAGAGAUCUGGCUGACUUUAGGCCCCAGCAUCCAACACUGAUGCUGCUUCAAUAUGUGGACGAUCUCCUACUGGCGGCCACUUCAGAACAGGAAUGCAGGGAGGGAACCAAGGCCUUGUUACAGGCCCUGGGGGACCUUGGCUACUGAGCCUCAGCUAAAAAGGCUUAAAUAUGUCAAAAGCAGGUUACUUACCUGGGGUACUCGAUCAAAGAAGGACAGAGAUGGCUAACAAAGGACAGAAAAGAGACAGUCAUGAGAAUGCCUGUGCCUCGGACCCCUCGACAACUGAGGGAAUUUCUAGGGACGGCAGGAUUCUGUCGCCUCUGGAUCCCGGGGUUUGCUGAGAUAGCAGCCCCCUUGUACCCUCUUACUAAACCAGGGACUCUAUUUGAUUGGGGCAAGGACCAACAGGAGGCAUAUCAGAAAAUAAAACAGGCCCUGCUAACAGCCCCUGCGUUGGGGCUCCCAGACCUGACCAAGCCAUUUGAACUAUUCAUAGAUGAGAAGCAGGGUUACGCCAAAGGGGUCCUAAUGCAGAAGCUAGGACCUUGGCGACGCCCUGUGGCCUACCUAUCAAAGAAGUUAGACCCGGUGGCCUCCGGAUGGCCCCCUUGCCUCAGAAUGGUACCUGCAAUAGCAGUCCUGACAAAAGACGCGGGCAAAUUGACUCUGGGGCAGCCAUUGUCUAUUUUGGCCCCUCAUGCGGUGGAGGCCUUGGUCAAGCAACCCCCUGACCGCUGGCUUUCCAACGCUCGCAUGACCCACUAUCAGGCCAUGCUUCUGGACACUGACCGAGUCCAUUUCGGACCUGUGGUAGCCCUGAACCCUGCAACCUUGCUCCCUCUGCCAGAGGGGGAGACAGAGCAUGAUUGCCUCGAGAUCCUUGCGGAAAUGCACGGGACCAGACCGGACCUGACGGAUCACCCUCUUAAAGACGCCGACUUCACCUGGUAUACGGACGGGAGCAGUUUCCUAAAGGAUGGAGAACGAAAGGCUGGGGCAGCGGUAACCACUGAGACCGAGGUAAUCUGGGCAAAAGCCCUUCCAGCAGGGACCUCCGCUCAACGGGCCGAACUCAUCGCCCUCACACAAGCACUUAGGAUGGCAGAAGGUAAGAAGCUUAACGUCUAUACUGAUAGUCGGUACGCUUUUGCCACUGCCCACAUCCACGGGGAAAUCUACCGAAGGCGAGGACUGCUAACUUCUGAGGGCAAAGAAAUCAAAAACAAGCUUGAGAUUCUAGCCCUACUCAAGGCUCUGUUCUUGCCUCAAAAAUUAAGCAUUAUGCAUUGCCCAGGUCACCAGAAGGGAAAUACCCCAGAAGCCAGGGGCAAUCGCUUGGCAGACGAAACAGCUAAGCGAGUGGCCCAAGAGACCGCCUCGAUGGCUUUCCCCAUACAACAAGGGACAGAAAGGGCACGGGACCCCCUCAAAUAUGAUAAAAGAGAUCUGGAACUUCUAACUCGCCUGGGGGCCUCCCAUGACCCAGACACUGGCAAAUGGACCUGGCAAGGAAAGACUGUGAUGUCCAUGGCAUAUACCCAUGAGAUGCUUAAUUACUUGCAUAAACUGACCCACCUCAGUCUCCGAAAGAUGAAAACCUUGUUGGACUGGGAAGAAAGCCACUUCCACUUGCUGGGCAGAGACAGCAUUUUGCAGGAAAUUGUAAACAAAUGCCGAGCCCAAGUUAAUGCAGGAAAAACCCGGCUAGGACGGGGAGUGUGGGUACGAGGGCAUCGUCCUGGAACCCACUGGGAGAUUGACUUUACUGAAGUCAAACCAGGAUUAUAUGGAUACAAAUAUCUGUUGGUAUUUGUUGACACUUUUUCUGGAUGGGUGGAAGCCUUCCCAGCCAAGCAUGAAACGGCAAAAAUUGUGACCAAAAAGCUGCUGGAAGAAAUCUUCCCCAGGUAUGGCAUGCCCCAAGUGCUGGGCACUGAUCAUGGGCCCGCCAUUGUCUCCCAGGCACUCCAGAUCGUGCAGAGAGAGGUCUGGAAGCCACUUGCUGCAGCCUAUAAGGAACAAUUGGACAGACCAGCGGUACCUCACAGCUACCAGAUUGGCAAUACAGUGUGGGUCCGCAGACAUCAGACUAAAAAUUUGGAACCCCGCUGGAAAGGACCCUACACCGUGCUACUAACCACUCCAACGGUACUGAAAGUUGACGGCAUCGCGGCCUGGGUCCACGCCUCCCACGUGAAAGCAGCUCGUACGGAAGGAGAUACAGCAGAACCACUAUGGAGGGUCCAGCGCUCUCAAAACCCUCUAAAGAUAAGACUUACCCGGGGGCCCCAUUGA
This is a messenger RNA of Microtus oregoni (creeping vole), 4527 nucleotides long. RefSeq lists its product as uncharacterized. Gene Ontology annotation, molecular function: RNA-DNA hybrid ribonuclease activity; nucleic acid binding; aspartic-type endopeptidase activity. Gene Ontology annotation, biological process: virion assembly; DNA integration; proteolysis. NCBI's taxonomy places the organism in Eukaryota, Metazoa, Chordata, Mammalia, Rodentia, Cricetidae. The record is from RefSeq and is a predicted model, not a curated record.